Messenger RNA from Mucor mucedo, 2310 nucleotides. RefSeq lists its product as uncharacterized. The transcript has a single exon. Lineage: Eukaryota; Fungi; Mucoromycota; Mucoromycetes; Mucorales; Mucoraceae. The record is from RefSeq and is a predicted model, not a curated record. The coding region runs from base 1 to 2310 and encodes 769 amino acids.
AUGAAAAAGCAUAUGGUGUUUUUUCAAGCUGUCAUCAAGCACCAAACCGCCGAACAAUUUGCCUUCUACUUCAAGGCGUUGUUUAAGAAGUAUGCAAUUGUAUCAAAGUUUUUUCUUGGUAUACUUUUAGAUUUCUCUAAAGCUGAGCAACGAGGUUUUCAACAAGCCUGCGAAGAGCAUUUCAAUAUGGACGAUAAAUCAUCUUUGUCAUUGAUUAAAGGAUGUUAUUUUCAUUGGAUGCAAUCUGUCCAAAGAAUUAUCAAAAUCCAGAGAAUUGUUCCUGCCGGUAAAUCUAAAGAAUUUAUUUCUCUUGCUAACAUGUUGCAAAAAACGACCAGGGAAGAAGUCUUCAUUGAAACAGGAAGGAGUCUUUUGAAGACGUUUCCAGAUUGCCGUAGUUGGUUGCAAUGGUGGUUGGAUGACCAUGUUCGACCUACCAUUUUUAAUUACGAUUCGAUAAUGAAGCAGGAAUUGCAAGAGCAUGAAUCCAGAACUACGAACGGAAUUGAAUCUUUUGACAGAAACUUGCACCGUUUUGUGGAGCCUGGACUUUCAUUGGGAAAUGCCCUCCGUCAGAUUAUGGAAGUUGCGCAGGUUUAUGGAAACGAAUUGGCCAACUACUAUGAAAAUGAAAUCAGUCCUGUUUACGGGUCUAAAAAAAGAAAGACUCAUAGUAAAAGACUUAUAAAAACUUUGUACGAAGCAUCUGAUAGUAGACCACCAGAUAACAUUAAUGCCAUCUACGGUGAUAAAUCCAGCAGAAAUAUUAAGAAGAGAAGUUUGGACAGUGCUGUUGAAGAAAGCACCAACUUUUACGAGAUUUUUGGUGUAGAUAAAGAUGCAAACAAUCACCGUAUUGAAGAGAAAAACAAGAUGGAAGAUGGUAUCACGGCUUUCUUUUCGACAUAUGACGAUGAUCUUCCAUAUGAAUUGAAUGAUCGUCAACAUAACGGCGACUACGAAGUCACAUCCGAUGGAGAUUACAACUUUACUGGACAACUAAAUGUGGAUUUAAAAAACGGAAUGUUUGGAGGUUUCGUUGUUCGUGACGCUGCUGAAGAAAUUAUGGGAUAUGCAUCUGAUUAUUGCAGUACCCCAUUAUCCGACGAAAAUAUCAAAAAAGACGAUGAUAGCAGCUCUGUGUGUUCGAUGAACUCAUUAAACAUUCGACGUACUUUAGAAGGUUUUGUUGAUGAAGGCUGGCUUGAUGUUGAAGAAGUCAAGUUCUGUAAGUUUACUGCCUCUCCCGAUCUUGAUGACAACAAGUCUGUAUCUUCAGUUAGAUCGUUGGAUUUUUAUAAAAUCUGGCAAGGUUACGUGGAUGACGGCUUGGUUGUUGAAGAGGAAACGGUUGCUGUGAAAACUAUCAGUAGAAGUAGUGACCCGGUCAAUGGCAUAAAACAAAAGGCAGUCCAGAAGAGGGCCUCUUCUUCUGUGACUAAGCCUUGUUUAGAGCCUGUAACCAAGCAAAAAAAUUUGAAUGUCAAAACCUACAAUGAAUUUGUCAAAAAAUUUAACCAUGAUGCAUCGAAAUUGCAAGCCGAUCCUAUUUCUUCCAGGAUUACUUUCUUUGAUCAUAUUUCUGCGAAUACAUCCGCCUCGUGUUUCAUUGAUGCUACGUUUGAAUUGCUGUGGAACAAUGUUUUUCCCUCCGUUAAUUUUACCAAGUUGGAAAAUAGCGAAAACAUAUAUGACAGCAUGUUCAUGAGCACUUACGACAAAUAUUGCGCUCACAAACAUGCCAGAACUAUGGAAGAAAAGGUUGCUCUCACCAAUGAGGCAUCCGCCAUAGCAAGAGAUUUUGUUUGGUCUUUGGAGAAGUUAGACGGAUCGAUGCAGUAUCCUAAAGGUAAAUACGGUGAUUGCCUAGAGGUCCUUAACUUCAUCAUGGGUAAAUGCUCAGAGAGGUUCCAGGCAGCCAUCUCAAAUUUCCCUGGAUGCUCAACAGUUAGAUCACACCUUUGUUCUGUUAAUGCUGAACAUAGUUUCGUUGAACCUAACUCAGAAACUCAACCAGUAAUCGAAGUGGGACUUGAAAUGAGAACGGCAUUUUCCGCUGAACGUACGUUUGCUUCGCAUCAAAGUCUUGACAACGAGUUCAGCGCUGUGUUCAAAUAUGAACACAUUGUCAGAGAGAGAAAGCAUGCUUGUAGAUUCGAAGGGUGUACAGGCACAGUCACUUCCCAGAAUACUGUAAGCUUACAAGACUUCCCGCCCUUCCUAUUCUUGGGAAAUGCAAGAGGAGCUGGUAUCGCAUUGGAAACGACUUACUUUCCAAGUAUCUUACAAACAUCCGAAAAACUGAAUUAA